Messenger RNA from Westerdykella ornata, 2541 nucleotides. RefSeq lists its product as uncharacterized. Bases 275 to 2386 code for a protein of 703 amino acids. The record is from RefSeq and is a predicted model, not a curated record. Gene Ontology annotation, cellular component: protein phosphatase type 1 complex. NCBI's taxonomy places the organism in Eukaryota, Fungi, Ascomycota, Dothideomycetes, Pleosporales, Sporormiaceae. Gene Ontology annotation, biological process: regulation of glycogen biosynthetic process. Gene Ontology annotation, molecular function: protein phosphatase 1 binding; glycogen binding. The transcript is spliced from 3 exons.
UUUCCCCGAACGCCAUCCGACGGCCGCUCACCGAUCCGCGAUACUGCCGCUUUCGCUAGCUGUGGUACCUUCCAAGCAGUUCGUCCAACCUCGCAACCUCUGAUCUUCACCGAUCCUUCACUGCUACACACACACGCCCUCACUCGACAAUUUAACAACCCCACACCUUCUCUUCCCUCCCAACCCAACUCAUGCUCGCCUCCCGCUAAAGACAACCUCGUCUCCGCACCCACGCUCGAUCCCUCUUCGACGACAAUCCUACAAAGUCGGCCGAAUGCCUUAUACACCUCCCACCCAGCAGUCGCCUGCCUCGUCAAAGCCUAACAGUCCCAUCAUCAGCCGGAGCCAUUCCUACACGGAUCAUCGGCAUCUGCAGCUAGCCCAGAAGCCUGCUCUUCCUCGAUCCGUUUCCUCCACAUCAUACAUCACCAAGCAUCGACGGUCGCCCUCGACCUCUAUCCAGGACACCACAGCUGCCAACACAGUGUCCAAUGGCACGAUAGAUAACUCGUCUGAGACCACCCGGGGUCGAGGUUCGGCGAUGCAUGGUAGCGUUCGCCCAACUCCCUACGUGAGCAAGCGGUUGACGAUGCCCCCAGGUGCCGUCACCACGCCUCCCGAUUCGUCAGACGACGAUGAGGAACAGCGUCGUGAGAUUGGCAAUCUGAAGGAGCUGCACCAUGCCCUCCAAAGCAUCGACGUAAGGAGGGAACGUUCACCGAACCGCGAAGAGACUCCUGACGCUGUCUCUAUCGCCGCGGCACCUGGCGCUUUGUCACCCGAGGCUCGUAAGAUCUCCCACUCCCGUUCCUCGAGCGAGAUCAUGCUGUCUGCACACGGCGUUCACCUCGACCCGAACCCCAUCCAGACCAGCUCCGAAAACAGCGAUGCCGAGGACGAGCUGCGGAUAAAACCGCCGCUGUUGCGGAAGAAGUCUGGCGAGUUGGUGAAGCCUGCACUGCGACCUGCCUCUCGUCGGCGGCCUUCGAGCAUGCCGGGCACUCCAACCUAUCACAAGGCGGUGCACUUCAACGAAGACAUGGAGCAGGUCAGGCACUUCCUUCGCCUAGAUAAGCCCAUCGCCGUCUCGGCUGGUUCCUCGCCCGUGGAUACAUACGACAGCGAGUCCGACUAUCCCUGGGGCUACGACGAUGGGUACCGUUCAUCUGCCGUGGAGUGGGAGAUCAAGCUUGCCAAUUUCCCCGGCGACACCUUUGAGAGGAGGACGGCGCCUGUUCGGGUGGAACGCCUCUUUCUGGCAUCGGAUAAUAAGACUCUGAUUGGUACCGUGGCCGUCGCCAACAUUGCCUAUCACAAGGUUGUGGUGGCGCGAUUCACGCUAGACUACUGGAACACUACGUCCGAAGUGGUUGCCGAGUACAAUCAGGACGUUCGCAAGAAGCAGGCGAGCGACGGCUACGACCGCUUCAACUUCAGCAUCAAGUUGGCUGACCAGGCGAACCUGGAGACGAAGAAACUACUCCUCUGCGUCCGCUACAAUGUCAAUGGCCAAGAGUACUGGGACAACAACAAUCAUCAGAAUUAUCAGAUCGAUUUCGUCAAGAAGGUGAAGCAGCGGGGCAACCCUAAUAAGAGUUCGCAUGGCUUGGGUGCCAUCCCUCGCAGCCGCAACUCUCCAACUGGCCAACGGCGGCGUUCGGUUGAUUCGUUCGACGAUGAUUUCGACCAUGUUUUCGAGUCCAAGUUCCAAUUCGGCUCCGGCCGGGUCAAUUUGAGCGAACCCACUACCAGCUCGAUCCGCUUUAGACCCAAGAGCAAGCGUGGAAACCUAGAUCAGGAUCUGCGCCGCAACCCUACCGGCUCGGCGUUCUCGUCGCGUUAUGACUUCACUGCCUCUCUCACGGCGGCUUUGUCCAAUGCCCAGAAUGCCCUUGGCAGUCGAAGCGGGAUAACGCAGCCCUCGACGUCGCAGGGAGGUACCGGCGGCGCCGGCAUUGCACCCAUCCCUGGAACGAGGCCCGAUGCGUUGUCUCCAGCGAAGACAGAUCUUCGGUCGGCCGAAUACAACGAGUUGAUCCAGAAAUUUUGCUUCUUUGGCACGUCGUCUGGCAAGGGCUCCUCGAAGUCUGCCCCUCGGGCAACGAGCGAUUCUGUCAGCAUUGUUCCUGCCGACGAUAGCUCAGCAUCCGGAGGCAGCCGCCAAUCGUCUGCGUCGAGCAGCCCCGGUUCUCCCAAUAUGCCCCUGGCAGUCGAUGGCGGUAGUGAUCCUAAGAAUCACUUUGCGUCUCGCUCAACGUCCCCUGGUCCUGUUACGGGAUCGGCUCCGGAAGAUCUUGCGCAUUCUUCCUCUUAUCAACAGUAUGGUUACGGCAUGCACGGUGGCAUCUUUCCUGAGCGGAGCCACACUCCGCAGGCCUGUGUUUAAGGAACAUCCUUUGGCGAACAGAUGUGGAACGAGAAUCACGAGGCUUGUUGGUCACAACGGCUACGACAUCGUUUGAUGAGCGGCGAGUGGAGCGGAUGCGCCCGGGUGUACCAGGGUGCGGAGCGCUCACGAGUCGGAUUCAACGCGGUUCGGAG